Molecule: messenger RNA, 2381 nt
Organism: Ctenopharyngodon idella (grass carp)
Lineage: Eukaryota; Metazoa; Chordata; Actinopteri; Cypriniformes; Xenocyprididae
Gene: c20h1orf198
Product: chromosome 20 C1orf198 homolog
Exons: 4
Coding region: 26-1018 (330 amino acids)
Source: RefSeq, a predicted model, not a curated record
CGUCUGUUGUCCAGCUGUUGAGGAAAUGGCGGCCGCAGCGAUGGCAGGGGCUGUGGCGGAUCCUCCGCACGUUACGGAGGCCAAAAAGCUGGAGUAUUUCUCCUCCAUCAACUCCAUGGCCCGUAAGAUUAUGCAGGAGAGGGAGAAGAUAAAGGAGAGGUACGGUUCGGCUUGGGAUCAGAUGAGCCCGGUCGAACAAGACACGGCGAUAGACAACGGGAUGAUGGAUCCGCGGAUCCGGGCUCGGUAUGCCAUGCACCGGGUGGACCGAGAUGAGGUGAUCUGCUACCCGAAACUACUCAUCCAGACCGGACAGAAGACCGUACACUUCGGAGAAGAGGACUUAACUUGGCAAGAUGAGCACUCGGCUCCCUUCUCUUGGGAGACCAAGAGUCAGAUGGAAUUCAGCGUAAUCUCCGGUGCAACAGAACCGGCCGUUCCCUCCUCCGUGAACGAAUCCAAACCCAAGACCUCUCAGGGUACCAAGCUGCCCAGCAAUGAUGAGUCCUCCUUCUGGAAGAUCAGUGCUGAACGCUCUAGGCUAGAGGGCGAGAAGGCUGAAUUUCAUUCUCUGACUCCCAGCCAGAUCAAGUCUUUGGAAAAAGGCGAGAAGCCUUUGCCCUCGUACCUGAGGCCGGAGUCUGGGCCGAGGGAGUCAGAGGAAGCGCCCGCCCCACGGCCGGUUAAACAGAGAGCCUCCAAACCUCAUGCUCCUCCUCCGCCCAUUCCCAUCAGUGUGACCCCUGUGGCUAUUAGUGUGACCCCCACACCUCCUGCUCCUGUGUCCUCAUCAGAGGAAGGGUGGGAGAGGGCCCAGAGCACCCUUCCCUCUGUCAGCAGCACUAUGGAUGAUGUGUUCAGUCCUGGUCUGGUCACCAGGUCUUCCUCUCAAUCCAACAGCACAGUCAAAGAUGCCGACAGGGCAGAUGCCUCGCCGACCUCCAGUCCUACAUUCUCACAGUUCAACACAAGCAGUAGUAUCCUGAAGACUGGAUUUGAUUUCUUGGAUAACUGGUAACACCCGAAGAACCCAUUCCAGAUCAUAGGACCUACAAGCACCACAAACACUACAGAACACUUUCCUUUUAAAUCCAUAUGCUUUAGUAGUUUAUUUAUAGUGCAUCAAUAUCUCUAUGAUUGUAUUCAAAUCUUCAUCUGUCUGACCUCAUCUCACUAGUUAGAAGUUACUGAAUGCAUGAGCUAUGAUACAUUGGGAAGGAUUUCAAACAGAGCAUAUGUCUGUCCUUGUUUCUUAUGUCGGUUUCACACUUGGUAUAUUUGCUUGAGUCAGAACCCAUUGUCCCUACUUCCCUGUUGGUUUGCUUUUCCGUUGUUAUGUUGUUCUGAACUGUGGUACGUUUGCACAAUUUUUCACCAAAAGCUGUUUAUCAUUGCAGCCAGGCAACAAAGCUUGAAAUCUUAAAGUUGCAGAACAAUGUUUUGAUUUUGUUUGCCGUUACUACCAACCUGAGUACCAGCCCACGUCUGGAUUGCAUUAACAUUAACCAAGAACUGUGGUUCACAUCACACCAAAUCACACCCCUUUUUAGACUCGAGUUUAUUUCCUUUGUGUGCAGUUUCAGAAGAUGCAUUAAUGAAAUAAGCCAAUUUAGAUCCACACUAAAACCACUAGUGUGAAUGCCACGUCACCGUCACUGCCAUAAUUUUUUAUCUAUAUAUUUAUCUAGACCUCGAUACUAGUGUUAAGAUGCUUCACUGUACAUUUAUUGAUAAGGACCUAUAUGAGACACCGUAGCGCUAGCAUGGUUUUGAGAUGACUUGCGCCUUGCUUGUUUUGUAGACUUUUUAUACGCGUGCUGCUUUCAUUGUAUGCUUUGAAGUGAAGCUUUUUCUUCAUUCUCCUAAAUGUUUUCUUUCUAUCUUUUUCCUGUAGCCCAGUACACCAGAGAUGACUUAAUAACUUAAAGCAAUAUUUACAAUCUCCAAUCUUUGUUAGGCCUGAAACAUACUCCACACAAGUACGCAAAUGUAGAGGCAACAUUUAACGUGCAUCAUUGUUACUAACUCCAGUACUCAAGGGGGCGAUAGUGUUACCUUCUGCACCAUUAAAACUGAAUGUGCUAAUAUUCAGGUAGCUAGCUAAAAACAUGUCGACAGUUGAAUAACUUGCAUUUGAUGAUUUCAAAACACUUGGUUUUCAAAUGCAAUUACUUCGAGAUAUAAUAAGCGUUUGCGUUCACAUACUUGCCUGUUGUAUGAUUCAGGGCUUAAUUCACUAGGUUUUUAAGAGUAGGAAUAAUUUUUGGAGCUUUGUUGCGAGAAGAUUUUUCUUGAAUACGAAAUGUGUGGCCUGGAGCCAGUGUUUAUGCAUUCACAUAUCUGUAAAGCAAGAAAACUACAAUAAAAGGACACUUAACUCA